This is a messenger RNA of Quercus lobata, 1204 nucleotides long. It is a transcript of the gene RRF, whose product is annotated as ribosome recycling factor, chloroplast precursor. NCBI's taxonomy places the organism in Eukaryota, Viridiplantae, Streptophyta, Magnoliopsida, Fagales, Fagaceae. The transcript has 11 exons. The record is from RefSeq and is a predicted model, not a curated record. The coding region runs from base 142 to 990 and encodes 282 amino acids. Gene Ontology annotation, molecular function: ribosomal large subunit binding. Gene Ontology annotation, biological process: plastid translation. Gene Ontology annotation, cellular component: chloroplast.
UAUCCACAAACCCAAAACCCACACUCCCUCUUCUUCUUCCUUCAGAGAACCAAAGCUUUGUUCAUAUUUCCAACUCUGCCCCCACAAUCAGAACGCUCACUCACUCACUUUGCCAAGCUUCUCUCUCUCUUCCGAGUGUUCAUGGCGACAUCGUUUUGUCCAACGACCCCCGUACGGUCCAUCCUUCAACCCCAGCAAAACCCUCCCAAAAGCCUCCUCUUUCUUCGUGGUUCGUGUAAUGGAGGACCUGAUUUUGUGAAACGCCGGUUAAGCGCAUAUUCGUGGAGCUCGGCUGUGAGCUGUAGUAAGAUUGCCAAUGGUGCUGCAGGGUUUUGUGGGAAGCCCAUUGUUUUGAGGAAGUUGUUGCAAAGGAGAAGAGGAGUUGUGAGGGCUGCAACUAUUGAAGAAAUUGAAGCACAAAAAUCAUUGAUUGAGAAAGAUUCUAAAGGAAGGAUGGAAAAAACUAUUGAUACAGUUCGAUCAAAUUUCAAUUCAAUAAGGACAGGGAGAUCAAACCCAGCCAUGCUAGAUAAAAUUGAGGUGGAAUAUUAUGGAAGUCCAGUUAGCUUGAAGAGCAUAGCUCAAAUCAGUACUCCCGAUGCAAGUUCUCUCUUGGUUCAGCCGUAUGACAAAUCCAGCUUAAAGGCUAUAGAGAAGGCCAUAGUGGGCUCUGAUCUUGGUAUGACUCCAAACAACGAUGGAGAAGUGAUAAGAUUGACUCUCCCUCAACUUACAUCAGAAAGGAGGAAGGAAUUCUUAAAAAUAGUAGCUAAACUGGCUGAAGAAGGGAAGGUGGCAUUGAGGAACAUAAGAAGAGAUGCUUUAAAAGCCUGCGAAAAACUUGAGAAGGAGAAAAAGCUCUCUGAAGACAUUGCAAAGGACUUGUCAAGUGAUUUGCAGAAGCUGACGGAUGAGUAUAUGAAGAAGAUCGAUGCCAUCUACAAACAGAAAGAGAAGGUACUGCCUAUUUCAACCAAACUGAUGGCAUAGGAGUUGCUGAAGGUUUAAGGAUUGUCUAAUACACAUGUAAAUGGGAGUUGAUUGGAGAGCUUCCCCAGUAGUGAACCUCAGAAUUUUGUAUGUUGAUAAUCUGUGGUGUAUAUUGUUUAUACAGGUUACAAAAAAGAACACUUUUGAAUUGAGAAGAGACAUUUCGUUUUGAAGUAAAAUUCAGUAGGUGGGUCCCCCCUUUUUCUAUUGUUUA